This is a messenger RNA of Fukomys damarensis (Damara mole-rat), 2086 nucleotides long. RefSeq names its product drebrin like (gene Dbnl). Gene Ontology annotation, biological process: positive regulation of dendritic spine morphogenesis; regulation of actin filament polymerization; positive regulation of axon extension. The record is from RefSeq and is a predicted model, not a curated record. Lineage: Eukaryota; Metazoa; Chordata; Mammalia; Rodentia; Bathyergidae. Gene Ontology annotation, molecular function: actin filament binding. Bases 95 to 1453 code for a protein of 452 amino acids. The transcript has 15 exons. Gene Ontology annotation, cellular component: site of polarized growth; postsynaptic membrane; dendrite.
CGAGGCUUCCGGUUCUGGGGCGGGGCUUCCGGCCGUCACGGGAGGCCGGCCCUAAAUCUGAGGCAGCUGCAACUCAGGGACCGCUGGGCGGACCAUGGCGGCGAACCUGAGCCGGAACGGGCCAGCGCUGCAGGAGGCCUACGGGCGGGUGGUCGACGAGAAAUCCCCGACGGACUGGGCUCUCUUUACCUACGAGGGCAACAGCAAUGACAUCCGUGUGGCCGGCACUGGGGGUCUCCUGGCCUGGGCACGGCGCAGCGCUGCUGUCUUCCAGGUUUGUGGGAAGAGGCAAGGGGAAGCAGCCGGCUUAUGGACAGCCUGUGUCCCCGGGCUGCAGCUGGAGGAUGCCACUCUCAUAGCUGGUACAGAGGGUGGCCUAGAGGAGCUGGUGGAGGAGCUUAACAGCGGGAAGGUGAUGUACGCCUUCUGCAGGGUGAAGGACCCCAACUCUGGCCUGCCCAAGUUUGUCCUCAUCAAUUGGACAGGCGAGGGCGUGAAUGAUGUGCGGAAGGGAGCAUGCGCCAACCACGUCAGCACUAUGGCCAACUUCCUCAAGGGGGCCCACGUGACCAUCAACGCGAGGGCUGAGGAGGAUGUGGAGCCUGAGUGCAUCAUGGAGAAGGUGGCCAAGGCCUCUGGGGCCAACUACAGCUUCCAUAGGGAGAGUGGCCGCUUCCAGGACACAGGCCCCCAGGCCCCAGUGGGCUCCGUGUACCAGAAGACCAAUGCCAUGUCCGAGAUCAAGAGGGUUGGCAAGGAUAGCUUUUGGGCCAAAGCCGAGAAGGAGGAAGAGAAUCGGCGGCUGGAGGAGAAGCGCCGGGCUGAGGAGGAGCGGCUGCGGCUGGAGCUGUGCAGUGGGGCAGGGCCCCAGAGGACAUGUGAGCAGCCACAGGAAGUGGCUUCGAGGAACAGAGAGGAGCGGGCCACACACCCACGGGAGAUUUUCAAGCAGAAGGAGAGGGCCAUGUCUACCACCUCUAUCUCCAGCAUGCAACCAGGCAAGCUGAGGAGCCCCUUUCUGCAGAAGCAGCUCACCCAGCCAGAGAUGUCGCUCAGCAGAGAGCCAGCUCCCACCACCACAAGGCCCAGGCCAGAUGUCUGUGAGGAGCCAGUGCCCAGCACCCCUCCAUGUCUGGUGCAGGCAGAAGAGGAAGCCGUGUACGAGGAGCCCCCGGCACCGGAGACCCUCUACGAGGAGCCACCGCUGGUGGAACAGCAAGGUGCUGGCUCUGAGCAUGUUGACCACUACAUGCAGGGCCAGGGGCUCACCGGGCAGGGGCUGUGUGCCCGGGCACUGUACGACUACCAGGCAGCCGACGAUACAGAGAUCUCCUUUGACCCUGAGAACCUCAUCACGGGCAUCGAGGUGAUCGAUGAAGGCUGGUGGCGUGGCUUUGGGCCCGACGGCCACUUUGGCAUGUUCCCUGCCAACUACGUGGAGCUCAUUGAGUGAGGGGAGCCAGUCCCUGUCCCCGCCAUGGGGCUUCCUGAUUUGGGAAGAGGAGGCCUGGAGCUAAAGUGUGGCAUCUUCAGGAGGGGACUCAAGGAGAACAAAGCCUUGGGACGCCCUCUGCCUGGGUGGCUGAGCCUCCAUCACCCAGAAGCAGCAAUAACCCUGUGAUCCCCAGACAAGCUUCCUGCAGCCUCCCAGGCCGCCCACCAGCCUGGCCCUGGGCCCAGGGGGAGACCGAGCCAACCCCACUGUGGCCAUUCCCAGGUGACCCUUGCCAGGGGACAGCAUCCACCACUGAGCUGAGGGGCUCUGAGCAGGGGCAUCUGGAAGUCGCCUUCUUAUUUGCCUUUUUUUUCUUUCUCUCUGGCCUGUACGGGGUGGUGGCUGCAACUGUUAGAAUGACCCUUGGGAACAGUGAACUUAGAGAACUGCCUUUAGCAGGGUGUGUGACCAAAGUCUGAGCGGACUGUGAUUUCUGUGAGCAGAGAGGCAGCCUUGCCGAGCCCGCUCUGCCUCACUCCAUUUCUCUGUUCCUGUGUCUGGGCUGUGGGAAGUGGAGGUGGAAAGACCAGGUUUCUUUCUGGGUGUGUGAAAAAUCAGAAAGACACAACGUGUCCUUCCCUGUGGUUCCAU